Limanda limanda (common dab) is the source of this 2892-nucleotide messenger RNA. It is a transcript of the gene sema3ab, whose product is annotated as sema domain, immunoglobulin domain (Ig), short basic domain, secreted, (semaphorin) 3Ab. NCBI's taxonomy places the organism in Eukaryota, Metazoa, Chordata, Actinopteri, Pleuronectiformes, Pleuronectidae. Gene Ontology annotation, molecular function: chemorepellent activity; semaphorin receptor binding; neuropilin binding. Bases 1 to 2421 code for a protein of 806 amino acids. The transcript has 17 exons. The record is from RefSeq and is a predicted model, not a curated record. Gene Ontology annotation, biological process: neural crest cell migration; negative regulation of axon extension involved in axon guidance; motor neuron axon guidance.
AUGGGCUUUCCCUGGGGCAGCAUUAUGCUGCUGUUUGGGAUGGUUCUGCUCAGGAUAGAGGGCAGCGGAGCCCAGCAGGCCAAUACCAAGAACAACGUCCCCCGGCUCAAACUCUUCUAUAAAGAAAUGUUGGAGUCGAACAACCUUGUGACGUUUGAAGGUCUGGCCAACAGUUCAUCCUAUCACACCUUCCUGUUGGACGAGGAGAAAGGAAGACUCAUCGUCGGGGCCAAGGACCACAUCUUCUCCUUCAACCUCCUCAAUAUUAGCAAAGACUAUGCACAGAUCCCCUGGCCAGCUUCUCCCACCAAGAGAGAUGAAUGCAAGUGGGCAGGAAAAGAUCUCUCGAGGGAGUGCUCAAAUUUCGUCAAGGUGUUGCAGCCGUUCAACCAAACCCACCUGUACGUGUGUGGGACCGGAGCCUUCCACCCUGUGUGCUCCUACCUGGAGGUGGGCAAGAAACCAGAGGACAGUGUGUUCAGACUGGAGCCUCACGUUGAAAAUGGCCGGGGGAAGAGUCCCUAUGAUCCCAAAUUGCUCACUGCCUCCAUGCUGCUUGAUGGGGAAUUGUACGCUGGAACGUCAGCUGACUUCAUGGGGCGGGACUUUGCCAUUUUUCGCACUCUUGGCGAUCAUCACCCAAUCAGAACGGAGCAACACGACUCCCGGUGGCUCAAUGAUCCCAGGUUUGUGGGCAUUCAUCAGAUUCCAGAGAGUGACAACCCGGAAGACGAUAAAAUCUACCUGUUCUUCAGAGAGAAUGCCAUGGAUGGAGAGCACGCCGGGAAGGCCACACACGCUCGCAUUGGACAGCUCUGCAAAAAUGACUUGGGAGGUCACAGGAGUCUCGUCAACAAGUGGACCACCUUCCUGAAAGCUCGGCUCAUUUGCUCGGUGCCUGGCAGUAAUGGGAUAGACACCCACUUCGAUGAACUACAGGACGUUUUCCUCAUGAGCACGAAGGAUCCCAAGAGCCCAAUCAUCUACGCAGCUUUUACCACUUCCAGCAACAUCUUCAAAGGUUCGGCUGUCUGUAUGUACAGCAUGACCGACAUCAGGAGAGUGUUUCUGGGUCCUUACGCUCACAGAGACGGACCCAACUAUCAGUGGGUGCCCUUCCAGGGACGUGUUCCCUACCCCCGGCCAGGCACAUGUCCAAGCAAGACAUUCGGAGGCUUUGAUACAACUAAGGACCUUCCUGAUGAGGUGGUGACCUUUGCCAGAAGCCACCCUGCCAUGUUCAACCCCGUCUACCCCAUUAACAACAGACCAAUCAUAGUCAAAACAGAUGUGGACUACCAGUUCACCCAGAUAGUGGUGGAUAAAGUAGAAGCUGAAGAUGGCCAGUAUGACGUUAUGUUCAUAGGCACAGACAUCGGGACGAUUCUGAAAGUGGUAUCAAUCCCCCGAGGCUCCUGGCAUGACCUGGAGGAGGUGCUGUUGGAGGAAAUGACGGUGUUUAGAGAGCCAACAGCCAUUACAGCCAUGGAACUUUCAACCAAACAGCAACAACUGUACCUGGGCUCAGACAUCGGCGUUUCCCAGAUGCCUUUACAUCGGUGUGAGGUUUACGGGAAGGCCUGUGCCGAAUGCUGCCUGGCGAGGGACCCGUACUGUGCAUGGGAUGGCACUGAGUGCUCAAGAUACUUUCCCAUGGCCAAGAGGAGAACAAGGAGACAGGAUAUCAGGAACGGAGACCCACUCACACAAUGCUCGGAUCUGCAACACAACGAUGAACUGAGCGGGCAAUCGACUCUGAAUAAAACGGUGUAUGGAGUGGAGAACAGCAGCACCUUUCUCGAAUGCAGCCCCAAGUCUCAGAGAGCCCUGACCUAUUGGCAGUAUCAGCGUUCAACUGACGACCGCAAACAAGAGAUCCAAUCAGAGGAGCGCUUCGUCCGCACCGACCAGGGGCUGCUGAUUCGCACACUCAACAAGAGGGACUCAGGCAUCUAUCUGUGCCAGGCAGUGGAGCACGGCUUCAUGCAGACACUUCUGAAGGUGACCUUGGAGGUCAUCGACACCGAGCGCCUGGAGGAUUUGCUGCAUCGCGACGAAGAGGCCACAGCCAGCGCUCCCGCCCUGGAGUUCUCCUCACCUCGAGAAUCUCCGAAUCAAAAGCUGUGGUACCGAGACUUCUUGUCUUUGGUGAAUCACCCGACCUUGAACACCGUGGACGAGUUCUGCGAGCAGGUUUGGAAGAGGGAGAGGAAGCACAGGAGGCAGAAAGCCCACCACGUGCAGCAGGGACAAAUGCGCCAGCAGCAGCAGCAGCAGCAGCAGCAGCAGAAGGUGCUGGUGAACCCUCACUCCCACAUGCACGCUCAAGGGCUGGCAGCCAAGUGGAAACACCUGCAAGAGAGGCAGAAGGGCCGUAACCGCAGGACCCACGAACUGGAGCGGGCCCCCCGCAGUGUCUGACCCACAAACCUGAACUUUUAACGCCCAAAACCUGAAACCGCACCCAGUUCUCAUUCUGUAACCCCCGAUUAACUUACCCAGCUUCUAUCUUCAUAUUAAGAUACAGACUUUUCCCACAAAGACUGGAUAGAAAAGUUAAACUGGAAAAAAAAAGGUCAUAUAAUUCCCCCAUGUGCUGGCUGGUGUGUUUUAAAGCGUGGGCAGCCAUAUUUAUGGUGUGCCUGGACAGAGGACUGCAGGAAACAGGAUGUUAUAUCACAUCAGACCUUCGGAGCAUAUUAUCUCAGCUGGCCUCUGUGGCCUGAGCACUGCAGAGGGUCAGUGUCCACCUGCACACAAACUGGGUACACACAGUAUAGGCACGACUGACUCCACGUCCAGGUGGCUGUGUCCAUGGCACCGUCGCAUGGCAUGCUAUAGGUGUCUUUGUCGGUGUGAAAACUAAAUAGAUACCUACACAUACCCGAUUAA